AUGGCGGCAACUGCUCCUGCCAAGCCACCUGCACCGAAAAGGCGCAACAGAAAAAGAAAAAGACGGGCAGCAUCUUCGUCUUCCUCCUCAUCGUCAUUCUCAUCCCCCUCGGAAGACGAACCUGAGCCAAAAGAACCCAUCCCAGCACCAUCAGAAUCUUCAUCGUCAUCAGAAUCCGACUCUGACUCUGACUCCGUCCCUACCAGAGGACGUCCUGAACCUACCAAAAAUGUCGCAGAGCUUCCUCGUGUGCAGACAAGACAAUUGCCUUCACCAUCACCGCCUCCAACUGCGAUUCCUUCCUUCAUACCCGCUUCGGGAACUGCUCCAGCUAAUGAACAAGAGUUAAAGGCAAGAUUCAGGAAAUUUUGGAUGGCCUCUGUGGCUGAUGGCUUCCGAGAUGAUUUGGAAGAAAUACGAAAGGAACCUAACCUUGGGGCCGCUCGUCUCUCUCUACUCAUCGAUUCUUUGGCCUCUGGCGCCGAGGUGUUCACGUCCACGUCUUCGAAGACUUCCACCAAUGAGAUGCAACUUGUCUUGGAAUAGAGUGCGUUAUGCUAUCUUUUGGGUCGGUUUACUUCUUCUAACAGAUGACAGAGGGCAAUUAUAUUUUUGGGCAGGCGACAGACUCACCGUUGACG
Messenger RNA from Guyanagaster necrorhizus, 641 nucleotides. RefSeq lists its product as uncharacterized. The record is from RefSeq and is a predicted model, not a curated record. The transcript has 2 exons. Lineage: Eukaryota; Fungi; Basidiomycota; Agaricomycetes; Agaricales; Physalacriaceae. Gene Ontology annotation, biological process: ribosomal large subunit assembly. The coding region runs from base 1 to 546 and encodes 181 amino acids. Gene Ontology annotation, cellular component: preribosome, large subunit precursor.